UUCUCUUGUUUUACCUCUAGACUUAUGAUACCAAGAGAGUUGCCACGGGUCGCAGCUGGGACUGUUUUGAACAGCUAUUAGACAAUCCCCCAGAAAUGUUCAUGGAUGCUUCGCAGCUUCUCCUCAAGUUUGCAUCUAACAUCAUUAACAAUCCUGACAACCCCAAGUACCGAACAAUAAGAGUUGGCAACAAGAUCUUCCAGUCACGCCUUUUACCAGUGAAUGGAGCUGUUGAAUGUCUCUUUACGAUGGGAUUCCAAGAGAGAGGUGAUCAGCUGGUUUGCCCUCCAGGAGAAUCUUUAGAGAACAUGUUGAUUCUUCAGGACACGAUAAAUGAUGAGCGAAGCCGCCGCAGUUCUGCCGCAGCAGGAACUGGGCCAGCACCUGCAUCAGGUCCCACACCAACUCCGACUGCCUCACAGAAUAACCAUGAACCUCAGGACCAAUUCGCAGGAUGCUCACAACCUUCUAUUAUUCCCAAUCCAGCUUCAACUUCAUCGGAAAAAGAGAGAGAUUUUCUUCUGAGACUUCGAAGUUCGUUACAACAUGUCCUCCUUUACGAAGAUCCAGACUUACAAUGGAGAGCACGCAACAUCAUUCCCCUCGCCGAGCUGGAGAAAAAAGCUAAGGAAGCCAGUCAAAAAACAAAGCAGGGAGGGGAGGCUGGAGUGGAUGAAAGAGAUUGUCUUGUUUUAGAACUUCUUAGUUGGUUUAAAGGCUCUUUCUUCAAGUGGGUGGACAAACCCACUUGUCCAUCCUGUGGUUCGCUGACAUUCCCAGUGGGCGUUGUCCCGCCGACACCUGAGGAGAUGAUUUGGGGAGCUGGAAAUGUGGAAAGUUAUAAAUGUCAAUACUGUGGAAAGAUCACAAGAUUUCCAAGAUACAAUCACCCUGCAAAACUCUUGGAAACUCGCAGUGGAAGGUGCGGUGAGUGGGCCAACUGUUUUACGUUAUGCUGCCGAGCUGCUGGAUUUGAGGCGCGGCAUGUGCUGGAUUGGACAGAUCAUGUGUGGACUGAAGUCUACUCUGAAUCCCAGCAGAGAUGGCUUCACUGCGACUCAUGUGAGAACACGUGUGAUAAACCACUGCUUUACGAAGCUGGCUGGGGGAAGAAGCUGAAUUACAUCAUAGCUUUCUCUUUUGAACAGGUGUUGGAUGUGACGUGGCGUUACUCUGCUAAGCAUGAAGAAGUCAGACAGGCACGAAAUUUGGUCUCUGAAGAGUGGUUACUAGAAAUACUUAACAAAAUGACCGAAGAGCGUCAAAAAAACUUGAGUGAAGAAAGGCGAAAAAUAUUGCUAGAUCGGCAAGUCAAGGAACUGGUUGAGUUCUUCACCAUUAAGUCUGUGCGUAAUGACGAACUUCAAGGAAGAACGUCAGGUUCUUUAGCCUGGAGACUUCUGCGAGGCGAAACGAAACAAGAAAAUGAAUGGCAGCACGAACCUUAUAUUUAUAAACCAACCGACGAAGAAAUUAAAGAGAAGAGAUUACGAAUUUGCUUCAACUGUGUCAUAAACAAGUAUCUUAGAGGCUACGAUAGAAAACUAGAUUUAUCUGGCUGGCAAUCCAGAGUGGCUGGGUACAGCUCUAUUGUCCGUAAAGUUGAGAGGGACUGGAAAAUGGUCUACUUGGCGAGGACGGAAACUGCUUCGACUGGUUCAAUUACGUGGCAGAUAGAUUUGAAUUCUUGCGAUCUAGUGAUUGACAGCGUUACUAUAGUGGCAAGAAGCACCACCUAUCAGACCGGACGGGUGGACUGGAAACUAACUGGAGAUGAAGAGAGUCAAAGUGAGACGCUCUCAGGUGGGCAAGAAUCAACUAUUACGUCUGCUCUCAGUGGCUCCAAGACUCUCAAACUUACAGCUACACUCAGUGGCGGGAAAGGAGACGUUGCCUGGCAACACGCGCAGAUCUUCCGCCAGACGUUUGGCAGCGAGAGUGAAUAUCCACUCGAUAUAUUAGUCUUGUUUCGAGAACCCACGCGCGACACCCACCUCUAGAGUUUUUAAAGAAAAGGCACAAUGCUACAGUGCAACCCUAGUUAAACGAACUCCUUAUCCCGGAUGUAACAAAACUCUGAAUAUUGAAGCCCCGGAUUUAGCGAGCAUCGGGAUAUACGCAUCUCCUAUACAGGGAACUCCUGAUCUAACGAAUCUUCCGGAUAUAGGGAACCUCCACAUGGUAUAAACCUUCGGAUGUUAGCAAUCUUCGGAUAGAGGGAAACUGCGGAGAUAACAGACCUCUGGAUCCAGGGAGCCCCCGAUAUAACGAAUAUAGGGAACUAAUCUGCGGAUAUAACGAGGUUUCGGAUAAAGCGAACAAACGUUGCUAAACUAACCAUUUGUAAAGACAUCGACUGAACCAUUUUCAUUUUAUAACAAACGUCAGAUUAAACGACCUGAAUCUUCCGAACCCAAACGAGUUCGUGAAACCAGGGUUGUACUGUACGUUACCCAAACUAAAGGUUCACAAAUACAUAUGAGUUAAAACCUUAGAUAGAUCUUUCUUUCUAUAGACUUUUUUUCUUAGAACUUUAACUGUUAUGAAUCAUUGAUUCUACCCUUGUCACCGGCAGAGAGUUAUUCUAUCUUAUCCUUACUGUAUCUAGCAGGUGUAAACGAGAGCAGAUUAGUGAAAAUGUAGGGCUUGAACGAAGGAACAAUGAUUUAAAUACUGACUUUGAGAGCUAAUAGAAAGUACGUGUAACAAGUUUAGGUGAUUUUCAAAACAAAUACUUUGAACUAGGUUAAACUCCUAAGAAGCGAACAAAUGAACUGACAAAUGAAUAAUCAAACUGCCUUAAUUUUUAAAGGGUUUUCAAAUUAAACACGGGUCCGUUAACUUUAUGGAGACGAAUUUUUUUCAGCGACGGAAACACUGACUUCCCUUUUGAAGGUCAAAGUUUAGACUGCAGUAAAAAAUACCCAGUAGUAAUUUAGCGCGAAAAUUGUUUAAAAAUUUAAUAGGCUAUGUAUCUGAAUUUUAGAAACAUUACAAAUAGAACUUAAUGAAAUUUUUCUUGGAAAUCGGGGUAAGCUACAACUCGGACGAGGUGGACCAGUUUGGCUUCAGUGCAAAUUUAGUUUUUUCUUAAAGUAGUAUCUAUUGGAAAAGUUCGAGUAGUAUUGAAUUAUGUUAAAUAGUACUGUAGUAGUAAAAUACCAAGACAUAUUUGAAGAGCAAGAGAAAUCAUUAAAAAUGAUUUUAACUCGUGCUUAUUUA
Molecule: messenger RNA, 3222 nt
Organism: Orbicella faveolata
Lineage: Eukaryota; Metazoa; Cnidaria; Anthozoa; Scleractinia; Merulinidae
Product: peptide-N(4)-(N-acetyl-beta-glucosaminyl)asparagine amidase-like
Biological process (GO): protein deglycosylation; glycoprotein catabolic process
Cellular component (GO): nucleus; cytosol; cytoplasm
Molecular function (GO): peptide-N4-(N-acetyl-beta-glucosaminyl)asparagine amidase activity
Source: RefSeq, a predicted model, not a curated record